Solanum dulcamara is the source of this 1818-nucleotide messenger RNA. Its product is annotated as probably inactive leucine-rich repeat receptor-like protein kinase IMK2. The transcript has a single exon. The coding region runs from base 471 to 1724 and encodes 417 amino acids. NCBI's taxonomy places the organism in Eukaryota, Viridiplantae, Streptophyta, Magnoliopsida, Solanales, Solanaceae. Gene Ontology annotation, molecular function: protein binding. The record is from RefSeq and is a predicted model, not a curated record.
UGAAGUCGCUUGAGUAAACUAGUUCCAGUGUAAAGCACUUGGUACCAUGAAAAAUUCAGUAGAAUCUCAACUAUUACACUUUUAGAGGUGAUUUUACUGUUGUUUACUACUAACGGAUUAUACCGUUGGGCUGGCCAUACCUUUUCCUUUCUCUUUCUAAAAUUUACUGCCCCCACCUCAAUAACACCAUUUUCAGUCCCUCUCUCUCUCUUCUGUUGCCGGAGAAAAGUCCCACUACAUUAUUCAAUCUGGGACCUCAGAUUUCUUUUUCAUUAUCCCCAUAGCGUGCACAUGAGCAUAAGUAAGAGAGAGUGACCGAGGAAUCUGACAGCCCAGCCACCAUAUUCCUUGUCAAAAGAACAUCUACACCUUUUUGCCUUUCUUUACUUCUUUUCUAUUUGACCCUCCCUCUUUUCCCAUUUUCAGAUACCAAAAGGCUACUAAAAGAAGAAGAAAACAAGACAGAAAAGAUGGCAAUGAGGCUAUUCCUUUUGUUGUUACCUCUUGUCUUUCUUUCGACUUUAGUAGAAGCACAGGCAAUCAUCGCUGUCGAUUUAUCUGCUCUGCGCGAAAUUAAGAACAGCCUCACCGACAUUACUUCCUUUUCUCCAAAUGCAUUUUUUACUAGUUGGGACUUCACUGCUUCUGACCCAUGUUCAUCUUUUGCUGGAAUUACUUGCUCUUCCUUUAUUCCUAGACGUGUUACUACGCUCACUCUUGGCACUGGUCUUUCUGAUUCACCUGGCCUUGCCGGGACAUUAUCUCCAGCUAUUUCUAACCUCUCCGAGCUAACUCAACUUGUUCUUUUCACCGGAAUUGUAACCGGUCCCAUCCCAUCCCAAAUCGGAACUCUCAAGAAGCUCAGCGUCAUCUCUCUCACCAACAAUCGCCUCACUGGGUCUAUACCUACUUCAAUUUUCACUCUCCCGAAUCUCCAUACUCUCGAUUUAAGUCACAAUCAACUCACCGGAACAAUCCCCGGUUCAAUUUACGAAUUAUCUUCGCUGAAAGUAGUAGUUCUCGGAUCCAACAAACUCUCCGGGGAGAUCCCACCGCUGCCGACGGAAUUACUCCACUUGGAUUUGAGUAACAAUGUGCUAUCGGGAAUGUUGCCUGUGAAAAUCAGAAUGCCGUUAACACUCCGUUAUCUGUCAGUAUCAGGAAAUCGGUUGUGGGGACCACUGAGCGUCCUCGAAUCACUCUCAGAGUUAGUGUACCUCGACUUAAGCAUGAACCGUUUCAGUGGGACCAUCCCUUCAUCCCUUUUCCGAUCCACGUUAUCAUCAAUGUUCCUCCAACGGAACAAUUUAACCGGAGGUGUCCCACAACCACCGCCAUUCUCCUCCACCACCGCCACCGUAUACGGCCCUGGAUCCACCGUGGAUCUGAGUCACAACUCGCUAUCCGGAAAACUCACAAAUACUCUCGCCGGAGUAGAAACAUUGUUCCUUAACAACAACCGGUUCACUGGAGCAGUACCGAAGGACUACGUGGAGAGUGUUUACAGUGGAAACACGAGAACUCUGUAUUUGCAACAUAAUUACAUUGCUGAGUUUCCGGUUAAAGAAGGAUUAGCAUUGCCGGAUUCAGUAGCAUUGUGUUUGUCGUACAAUUGCAUGGUUCCACCGGUGCCGGUGGGUUUUAUGGCGUGUCCUGCUAGCGCUGGUGAGCAGAUUUCGAGACCAGUAAAUCAGUGCUCUGCUUUUAAUACUUCCAUGGCAUAAGUUAAAAAUUUGAGUUUAGAAAGUUCAAAUUUCUGCCAGCACAGCACAUGAUGAUACAUAUAAUACAUAUACAUAUUUUGAUUGGUUCAGUGUA